AUCGUCAUCGGGUGUUGAGCAAGAACGAAAGCGAUCUCUUCGGUGCCAUCCCCCAGCCCCCCGUGGCAUCUCCCUCACCUGCGCAUCACUCGAGGCAAGAUGGCUUCGCCCUUCCACCUCUCCGACGACCCCAACCCCGAUCUGCACGAAAUGUUCCUGUACUUCAACUCGGCAUGUUUCGGCAACGCACUGGACGCAGUCGAGGUUGGCUGGAGCCCCAAAAUGACCCUGUGCGCAGGGAUGUGCUCCUACUUUCGAGGCGGAUACUGUAAGAUCCGGUUGAGCGAACCGCUGCUCAAGUUUCGAUCCAAAUCAGACCGAAUCGACACGCUGCUGCACGAAAUGAUCCAUGCCUACCUGUUUGUCACGGAGAACAACGACGAUCAUGAUGGACAUGGACCGCAGUUCAUGAAGCAGGCAAACCGCAUCAAUGACAGCCAGCUCACCAACAUUACUGUGUACCACAGCUUUCACGACGAAGUCGAUCACUAUCGUGUGCAUGUUUGGAAAUGCAACGGCCCCUGCCAGAACCAACCACCGUACUUUGGAAUCGUCCGUCGAGCGAUGAACCGACCGCCCCAGCCGGCAGACCGAUGGUGGGCGGAUCACCAAAUGUCCUGCGGAGGCGAGUACAGCAAAAUCUCGGGGCCCGAGGAUACGAACAAGCCUGCGCGGCCCACAUCUCGUCGGAAACCUGCCACCGGAGACCGAAUGUCGCUGGUGAAAACGUCAGCAUCGCCUUACGCCGACUCCCAGGACGACCCGGGUUGCGGGCUAGCACCAGGAGGCAAGAGGCGCAAAGUCGACGACGCCCGCGAGAGCGACAGUCAGAGCGGAAAAGCGAGCGUGCAGGCCACGCUGGACGACUACUUCAAAGCAUCCGCAAAGUAAAACAGUAUCCCUCACUUUCGAGGUCGCUGGUCGUCCUAUCUGGGUACGAUUUGUGUGAGAGGCUCCAUCCGCCUCAUCGCGGCCGUGGUGGUCAUCGUGACGAGCAGGUUCGUGCGAUCCAGGGCGAAACACUUCCUCGUUGGGGUC
Molecule: messenger RNA, 1038 nt
Organism: Polychytrium aggregatum
Lineage: Eukaryota; Fungi; Chytridiomycota; Chytridiomycetes; Polychytriales
Product: SprT-like family-domain-containing protein
Exons: 5
Coding region: 100-891 (263 amino acids)
Biological process (GO): DNA damage response
Cellular component (GO): nucleus
Molecular function (GO): metalloendopeptidase activity; polyubiquitin modification-dependent protein binding; single-stranded DNA binding
Source: RefSeq, a predicted model, not a curated record